AUGCAGCCAACAUGGGACCUCCGUCAGGUUACGGAAGGUGGAGGCCUAUCCAAUCUUAAGAGCAAGCUCGAGGAGGAGGAUUACUACAGACAGCAGGGCGAGGCGAGGAGGGAGGCAUCGGCCCGUAAAGCUCGCGCGACUGCCGAAGACGAACGGCGAAUCACAAAGUCCGCGGGGAAUCACCCCGUUGAUUGUCGGCGCAGGAGUCACGGCGGGAAUNGGAAAGCCCUGGGUAUGGGAGACCGCAGGGCGAGACGGACGGCACCCUACCACCUCGGGCGACUCGGAGGGCGAGGACGGUGAUGGAGAAAAGAAGAACGACGUCAGUCAAGGAGAAGUGACAAGUGUCGUUAGGGCCACGAACCGAGGAACAGGCCAGGCAUAUCGACAGCCUUAACCGCGAUAGGCGAUCUGCGCAUCGUCGGCUUCUAGUGAUGUGUAGUGUACGGGGGUGGUGAAGGCAAUUUUGCGUGGUCGGCACAUGGGUUCGCACGACGUCAAAGGGCUCAGUGGGCAAAGUCUACGGGCGCGUGCUUCGCUUCCGUUGGAUGCAGCCAUCCGUCAAAUACGACGACCCUGGGAUGCAAGAUAUCAGGCGGACUAACAGAAGCCUGACGCUGACCAGCCGGCUAGAGCGCGCGUUUUCUCCCCUGUAUUUUCUUACCCAGUUGCGCAGGGAAGUGGACGAGGGAGAUUAUUUUCCCUUCGGCCGCGCUGGGUGUCCGUUGUUUUCUGGCAUGGUACUUUGUUAGUCGCAAACUGCCUGAAAGGUACGAGGAUGCUGUGUGCGUUCCGGGCCUGUGUCGUACU
This is a messenger RNA of Ectocarpus sp. CCAP 1310/34, 810 nucleotides long. NCBI's taxonomy places the organism in Eukaryota, Phaeophyceae, Ectocarpales, Ectocarpaceae. The record is from the annotation of a GenBank genome assembly.